AUGAUUCCCAUCGUACCAACUGCUGCAAUCUUAACGGCAGCGCCAAACGAAAAUGCAAAUCAACCACGAUGGACAUUUCUGUUUGAUAAUAUCUCUACAAGAGCAUCGACAAAACUGAACUUUUUAGGACUUGCCUUGAUGGUGAUCGGAUUAGUUGCGAUUGGAUGUGAAGCUUAUUUAUUAAAAACUGGCAACGUUUCUUCUAACACAGGUCGACAAUAUUAUGACCUAUUCGGAAUCCAUGUCUUCGCGUUUGGCUUUCUCGUCCUACUCCUUUAUCGUCAUCAAGUUUAUGUAAUGAUCGCUGUUUUCCUUCUUAGUUUCUAUGAGUUCCUAAGUCUCAUACGAGUAAUAAUUCUUUAUUCUAUAUCACUUGCUGUCAUGACCGAGGAAUGCAAUGCACAUCCAUUAAGCGACUGUGUAACAGUGACGAUCAGAGCAUUAUUUAUUACAUGUUUAAUCUGUGCACUACUCGCUUUUGGUUUGAUUUGGGAAAACUUAAUUGUGACUUCUCGAGAGUUUCAACUAUCUAUGAAGAGUCCAAUGGCAGCACCGCCAAUGGCCGUUGCAUAUAUUAAUCAAGCACAUGUGGCUGACACAUAA
This is a messenger RNA of Adineta ricciae, 603 nucleotides long. NCBI's taxonomy places the organism in Eukaryota, Metazoa, Rotifera, Eurotatoria, Adinetida, Adinetidae. The record is from the annotation of a GenBank genome assembly.